AUGGCACGCUUCAAUACGAGUCGUACCAGGGUGUACAACUGGUACAUUUCUAUCGUGGCAGCCUCCUGCAUGGUGCUCUAUGGCUACGAUGCUUCCGUCUACAAUGCUGUCCAAGGCAGUUCUAAUUGGGUAGCGUACUUCAACGAUCCCGAUGCCAACAUCAUCGGCGCGGUCAACACUUCAUACACCGUGGGUGCAAUUGUCGCUGGCUUCUUCAUGGGCGGACCGAUCGCGGACUACUUUGGCAGAAGGGUUGGCAUGGCGUCUGGAUCUGUGUGCGUCAUCGUGGCCACCUUUAUGCAAACGUUCUCUCCGCGUGGCCAGAUUGGAUGCUUCAUUGCUGGUCGUGUGGUUGUUGGUAUUGGACAGGGCUUAGCACUCACUGCUGGCAGCAUCUACAUUGGGGAGUGUGCGCCACCGGAGAUCAGAGGUCAGAUCAUGACCUUCUGGCAGUGCUUUUACUCGGUUGGCUCCUUUAUAGCAUACUGGAUCAACUUCGCUUGCGCCAAGCACGUAGAAGGACUCGGCGAAUGGGACUGGAAGAUCGUCAUCAUAUUCCAACUUCUGAUGCCAAUCCUAAUCCUCGCCCAAGUCUUCUUCAUACCAGAAUCUCCUCGCUGGAGCGUAAAACACGAAAAGAUCGACCAGGCGCGACAUUCGCUUCGCCAGAUCCGCGCGACCGAACAAGAGGUGGAAGAUGAAGUCCUCAUGAUCAGAGAAGCAGUCGAAUUCGAAAAGGAGGCCAUUUCAUUCUCGUACACAGCACUCUGGAAAGAUCGCUCGGUCCGUAAGCGUCUGAUGCUUGCUUUCGUUCUCAAUGCUGGCCAGCAGAUUACUGGGCAAGGCUCUCUCAACACAUACAGCACCAUCGUGUACAAGAAAGUGUUCCAGAGCGAUUCGACGAUUGCUCUCAUCAACGCCCUGAACGCGACUUGUGGGAUCCUGUUCACCCUCAACGCCGCAUGGACGGCUGAUCGAUUCGGUCGCAAGUUCCUCUUCAUCGUCGGCGCAAUCGGCAUGGGCGUCUGCAUGAUCAUAGUCGCAUCAGUCGAAACUCAAACUCCAAAUCUACCAGAUGGCAGCAAGUCACACUCCGUCGCCAUCUCGAUCGUGUUCCUGCUCUUUUUGUUCAUCUUCUUCUACAAGCCGACCUGGGGAGCUACAGUCUGGAUCUGGACCUCCGAGGUGUUCAGCAUGAACGUUCGCGCACAGGCUGUGGGUAUGGCGAGUCAGACUCAGAACAUUGCGCAGGCGAUUGUUGGACAGUUCUUCCCGAUCUUCCUCAAGAACUGCGGUUUCUAUGCUUUCUACAUGUUCGCGGGCAUCAACGUCUUGCUUGCAGUCUUUGUGUGGUUCUUCGUCCCUGAGACUCGCAACGUUCUUCUGGAAGAGAUGGACACCAAGUUUGGUGGCUCAAAUCACGUUGAGAAAGGUGGACAGAUCAUGGGUCUUGAGGAUUCGCACCAUGUCGACAUUGAUGCCGACACCAAGAUGGCACACGCCGAGCAUGUGCAGGAUGUGAAGUCGUCCUCGUAG
This is a messenger RNA of Fulvia fulva, 1536 nucleotides long. Its product is annotated as Quinate permease. Gene Ontology annotation, biological process: transmembrane transport; carbohydrate transport. The record is from RefSeq and is a predicted model, not a curated record. Lineage: Eukaryota; Fungi; Ascomycota; Dothideomycetes; Mycosphaerellales; Mycosphaerellaceae. Gene Ontology annotation, molecular function: carbohydrate:proton symporter activity. The transcript has 7 exons. Gene Ontology annotation, cellular component: membrane. Bases 1 to 1536 code for a protein of 511 amino acids.